CAAAUUCCCGUAUGUACGUAGCAAAAGGUCUAAGAUCUGGCGGAGGAAUUUCUAUAAACAAGGAUUAAUGAUGUGUGUGAUUGUGGCUAGUUAUUGACAUGAUGGCUCAUCGAGUCGUAUGCAAACUUGGUCUACUACGAAAACCGAGCUAGGGUAGCUUCAUCAUUAUGGACUCAAACGUCUAUAGCCGAGAGCAGCCGUCCGCUCCGAUGAAGUCUAGUUGGCCCACGGCAGCCGAGCUAGCGCAGAAUAGAGCUAAGCUUAACGGCCAACCAAAGUAUGGCAAGCCACCUCCACAACCCAAGAGACAGAAAAAGCCAACAAACGCUGUUCGUCCGAAGAGAGCUCUAUUUUGCCUGACACUCGGGAAUCCGAUACGAAGCACGGCAAUAAGUCUAGUAGAAUGGAGGCCUUUCGAUGUAAUGAUUUUAAUAACUAUUUUCGCGAAUUGUGCAGCACUAGCGGCUUUCCAACCCCUUCCAGAGCAAGACAGCAGCCUCAUCAACGAGGAGCUGGAAGUGGCAGAAUUUGUAUUUUUAGGUAUUUUUACAAUGGAGUCUGUGCUGAAAAUCAUAGCCUAUGGAUUUGUAAUGCAUCCUGGAGCCUACCUCAGGAAUGGAUGGAAUAUCUUAGAUUUUGUAAUUGUUGUCGUUGGGCUGGCAACUAUAAUUGUAAAAUUAUAUACUCCAGAUAGCUUUGAUGUAAAAGCUCUCAGAGCCUUCCGAGUUCUGCGUCCUCUUCGGCUGGUAUCAGGAGUUCCAAGUUUACAAGUUGUUUUAAAUUCUAUCAUCAAGGCCCUUAUUCCACUUUUUCAUAUAGCACUAUUAGUAGUGUUUGUAGUCAUAAUCUAUGCUAUUAUUGGGGUGGAGUUAUUUAUGGGCAAGCUACACAGUACCUGCUAUGACAAUGUCACAGGUCAGCCUACAUUUGAUGAGCCACAUCCUUGCAGCACAGAGUCUGAAGGAUACUCUUGCUCUAAUGCUGGUCCGGGGCAGGUCUGUCUAAAGAAGUGGGAAGGCCCCAACUAUGGUAUCACCAACUUUGAUAAUAUAGGGCUGGCAUGUCUCACCGUAUUUCAGUGUAUCACUCUGGAGGGCUGGACAGAUGUUAUGUAUAGUAUAAACGAUGCUAUUGGCAACUCAUGGCCUUGGCUCUACUUUGUAACAUUGAUUAUAUGGGGCUCAUUUUUUGUACUAAAUCUUGUGCUUGGUGUACUUAGUGGUGAAUUUGCCAAAGAAAAAGCUAGGGCACAAAAAAGCGGCGAGUUUCAGAAACUUCGCGAAAAGCAGCUCGUUGAUGAUGCUUACCAUGGUUAUCUAGAUUGGAUAUCACAAGCAGAGGACAUAGAAGGCGAUAGCAGUGCUGGUGAAGACGAGGAGGGCAAGGCGGAUAGAAAACCUUCGUUUCGAAGGCGGAAAGAAAACGAUGAUAUCUCUAAGAAUAAAGAAAACCAGGAGGACUCAGCAGCAUCAGACCAGGGAUGGAUCGACAGGAAAAAGAAAAUUCUAAAGCGAUUUCAUCACCGGUUGCGGCGUAGCUGUCGAAAGGCCGUUAAGACGCAGUGGUUUUACUGGACCGUUAUAGUUUUUGUAUUUUUGAAUUCUCUGACGCUGGCGCUGGAGCAUUACAAUCAACCAGAGUUUCUUACACAAUUCUUAGAUAAAGCUAAUAAAUUAUUCCUAGCGCUUUUUACGCUGGAGAUGGUGGUCAAGAUGUAUUGUUUAGGUUUUCAUGGCUACUUCGCAUCGUUAUUCAACAGAUUUGACUGUCUGGUUGUUAUCAGCAGUUUGCUUGAGUUAGGGCUUACAGAAGCUAUGGACCAGAGACCUAUUGGUAUCAGUAUGCUCCGAUGUGUCCGUCUACUCAGAAUUUUUAAAGUUACAAGAUACUGGAGCUCGCUGAGCAAUUUGGUGGCCUCACUUCUGAAUAGUAUGCGCUCCAUCAUGGGCUUGCUACUUCUGUUAUCACUCUUUAUGGUCAUCUUCUCCUUAUUAGGGAUGCAGAUUUUCGGUGGCAAAUUCAAUUUAGGUGACGAGGACGUUCCGCGAAGUAAUUUUGACUCUUUCUGGCGAGCACUUGUAACAGUUUUCCAGAUUCUAACUGGAGAGGACUGGAAUGCUGUGAUGUAUACAGGAAUACAGUCCUGGGGUGGAAUUACAGAGAGCUUGUCAGCCAUACCUAUAUUAUAUUUUAUAUUUCUAGUAGUUGUUGGAAAUUAUAUUUUAUUAAACGUUUUCUUGGCCAUUGCUGUGGACAAUCUGGCCGACGCAGAGAGCUUAACAGAAAUGGAGGAAGAAAAGAAGAAAGAGCGAGAAGAAGAGUUAGAAAUGAAAUUAAGAAUGGAAGAGAAAGAGUCAUCGUCUAAUAAAGAUCUGGAAAACAAACGAGCUUCUACAUCUAGCGGAGCGGGCAAGACAACAUCCCAAGAUCUACAUUCCAAUGGCAACAGUAUACCGCGGGCUCUUUCAAGUGACGCAGAAUCGCCAUCCCUUGCAGAAGACUCUAAAGCUACUUUAAAUAGAGAAGGGGACCACGAGUCUGUAAGAAGUGCAACAUCCACAGAGGUGAUGGACCACGAGCCAAUGCCACCUGAAAGCUCCUUGUUUAUCUUCUCAAACACCAACUGCUUUAGAGUCGUAUGUCACCGGAUAGCCACCAACUCGUAUUUCGUGAAUUUUAUCCUGCUGCUCAUUAUCGUCAGUAGCUGCAUGCUUGCUGCGGAAGACCCCCUCAACUCGAACUCCAAACGAAACCAGGUUCUCAACUACUUCGACUACUUCUUUACGGCUGUCUUCACCAUUGAAAUUACUAUUAAGAUUAUUGCAUACGGGGUUAUUCUCCACAAAGGAUCAUUCUGCAGAAGUGCCUUCAAUUUGCUUGAUUUCCUUGUCGUCGCAGUGUCGAUUGUGUCUAUUGCUCUAAGGGAUUCGUCUUCUCAAAUCUCAGUGGUGAGAAUUCUGAGGGUGCUAAGAGUGCUGCGUCCUCUCCGUGCCAUCAAUAGAGCCAAAGGGUUGAAGCACGUGGUACAAUGCGUGUUCGUGGCAGUCAAGACAAUCGGUAACAUCAUGUUAGUAACUGUUCUCUUCAACUUCUUGUUUGCUGUCAUCGGAGUCCAGCUUUUCAAGGGCACGUUUUUCAGCUGCACUGAUGCAGAGAAGAUAACCAAACGCGAGUGCCAGGGGCAGUAUAUUGAAUUCAAAGGACCUGGACUUACAAAUCCUGUCGUAAAGGAUCGAGAAUGGCAGCCACAGACGUUCAACUUCAACGAUGUCCCGCAAGCCAUGUUGACACUGUUUACAGUGAUGACCUUUGAGGGAUGGCCAGGCAUCCUUGAGAGCUCAAUGGACUCUACUGAUGUCGACGAAGGACCUUUUCUGAACAAUAGGCCUUGGGUUGCCAUUUAUUACGUUAUUUACAUCAUCAUCAUUGCCUUUUUCAUGAUCAACAUCUUUGUUGGUUUUGUGAUCGUCACCUUCCAGAAUGAAGGAGAAGAAGAGUUUAAGGACUGUGAAUUGGACAAAAAUCAGCGUAAAUGCGUGGAGUUCGCUCUCAAGGCUCGACCCACCCGUCGCUACAUCCCCACCAAUCGGUUGCAGUUUCACGUGUGGCGUGUAGUGACGUCACAACCGUUCGAGUACCUCAUUUUCGCGUUCAUCACCGGCAACACCAUCUUACUUAUGAUGCAGUACUACAAUGAACCAAAGCUUUACACAAGGGUGCUUGACGGCUUCAACAUCGGCUUCACAUCGGUCUUCCUGCUCGAGUGCAUAUUAAAACUGUUUGCCUUCAAACCAAAGAAUUACUUCCUUGAUCGGUGGAAUCUGUUCGACUUCGUGGUCGUGGUUGGUAGUGUGGUCGAUAUCACUAUGAAUGAAGUUUCGCCUGAUCGUUAUGGUGGUAUGGCAAUCGGUGGUCCCAAGAGAGACGAGGGCUACGCAAGGAAAGCUCGCUUACAUAAAGUCAGUGAACAAAUGUUCGCAUUCGGCUUUUUCCGGUUGUUCCGUGCGCUUCGACUUGUCAAACUGUUGAACCAGGGAUCCGGCAUCAAGACACUGCUCUGGACGUUCAUCAAGUCAUUCCAGGCCUUGCCAUAUGUUGGUCUUCUAAUCAUCAUGACCUUCUUCAUCUACGCUGUAGUGGGAAUGCAGAUGUUCGGGCGAAUUGCGAUUGACCCCGAAACUCAGAUCAACCGUAACAACAAUUUCCAGACUUUCCCUCAAUCUCUGAUGGUCCUAUUCAGAUCUGCGACUGGCGAGAACUGGCAAUUGAUUAUGUUGGCUUGUACGGACACCCCGAACGCCAAGUGUGACCCUAACGCAUAUCCCCAAGAUACAGAUGGUCUGUGUGGUACUGACUUCGCGUAUGCCUACUUUUGCUCCUUCUAUGCUAUUUGUUCCUUCCUGAUCAUCAACCUGUUCGUAGCUGUUAUCAUGGACAACUUUGACUACUUAACGCGCGAUUGGUCGAUUCUAGGCCCUCAUCAUCUUGACGAGUUUGUCCGCGUGUGGUCUGAGUAUGACCCCGAGGCAAGUGGUUGCGUCAAGCACGUAGAUAUCGUAACAGUUCUGAAGAGAAUCGCUCCCCCUCUUGGGUUUGGCAAGUUCUGUCCGCACAGAGAGGCGUGCAAGCGCCUCGUGAGCAUGAAUAUGCCCCUGAACAGAGACGGAACUGUCAAUUUCAACGCCACCUUAUUUGGACUAGUGCGCACGUCGCUUAGCAUCAAGCGGCCCGAAGGAAAAGGUUCACUGGAGAAGGCCAAUGAAGAGAUGCGAGCUAUUAUUAUGAAAGUUUGGCCCAAGACGUCCCAAGAGUUCCUUGACGAAAUCAUACAACCCCCGGGAGGAGAUGAUGAGGUGACGGUUGGCAAGUUCUACGCUACUUACUUGAUCCAGGAGUAUUUCAGACGCUUCAAGGCGCGACAAAGAGCCGAGAAUGCACAGUACCAGGAUGCGCACUCAACACAAGCCCUUCAGGCCGGUCUACGGACCCUCCACGGAUUAGGACCCCAGCUGCGACGCGCCAUCUCAGGGCAUCUGGAUGAUGACGAUGAGGAACUCUUCUUAAAAGAGGACAUUCAGCAAAAGUCUCAGCUUGACUUCCUUUCUGAGCAGCACAAACGAUUCUGGGAAAGCCUGAAGAACGCUGUUACUCCGUCACCAAGACAUAGUCGCCCAAGCAGUCUCCGCAGGCCAGGAUCCAUCCGAUUAUCUGCCUUUAUCAAGAAGGGCAACAGCACGCCAGAGGCACAAAGGAAAUCGUCUCUACCAGCAACUUUAACGGUUCCCUCCUUUUCACACGGUCCUCUAUUAACCUCUGAUCGGCAGUUGCUUGUACCUCCGCAACAAUCUGAUGUAAAUGCAAACGAUAAGGAAUCCAAGCAGAGCGCACAUGUUCCAUCUAAGCCUCCACUAAAAGGGGCGAGGAGUUUUCCUCUUCCGAUUAUGGCAAAUGGGGACCUCAAGGAACCUGCUCUCGACACACGUGAGCGUAGCAAGAGCGAAAUCCUUGAGAGACCAGCUUCCGGUGAGGCGGUGCUGGAACCGACAGAGCUGGACAAGGAGAAAUCGUCAAGCGCUCAAAACAUUGUUGAACAGGCUCUGCAAGACGAGGAACUCGACGAAGACGACACCAUAGUACGGGUGGUAGAACAAGAAAUAGCAGAAGCUUUUGACCUCUCGACCGACCAACUAAAUGACGCUGCUGAAAGGCUGUUGUCUGAGCUUGAAGAAACUUUGAAGAACGAAGAAGAAGUUGAAAAGGAGGAAGCAAGGCUUGAAGCAGAAGCUCAAGCGGAUAAAUCCGAAGAGGGAAAAGAUAAUUUUUGGAAGAAAGGUCUUCAACCGUCACCUGACAGUUGUAUAGUCAUUACUGACCUUUGAUGAUUGAAUAGAUAACUAUUUUUUAUUGAUAUUGCAUAGAAGCCACGUCAUCUGAAGCCCGUUAUUUGACAAAGGUUACGGGUAGUAUCUGAAGGAAGUUCUCUCGCCACGCGCAAGAACAAUUCGUGAAUUGGAGGAGAGAUUUACUUACGGGUGAGGUGAUAGAAGCAGCAAAACAAGAAGCAUCAGACAAAUAUCUAUGUUGCCCAGGUACAAUUUUACAAGAAUAUUUUGAUACAAAAAAGUCACAAAAAGCACUCCGCGAAAACUACAAGUGAAAGAAUCCUGCCAUUGACAGUCAGUCCACAGGUCUAUAGCUAUUGUCAUGUGGACGAAUUUGGUUGAUAGUAUAAAUUGAUCUUGACUAAUUUCUUUUACAUUGGUUCUUUUUUAUGUCACGUAAUUUAUUUUUUGGCCCGCCAAGCUUUACGGCAAAUAAGCCAAAGGAAAGAGGAAAUCGGUAUACAUACACGUACACGACAUAGAUGAAAUAUUUUCAAUUAAUAUAUCAUAUAUACAUUAUUUAUUUGCUUUUUGGCGAUAGAGCAUAAUACCAUACAAUAGUUUCCUUUGCUUUGCUAUUUGUUUGCGAAGCAUUUAGUAUUUGUUUUCAAAAGAAAAGUUGCGACUAAUGUUAAAUUUAUGUCGAUCCUCCCUUGAGACGCAGACGAAUAGCGGUGUCAUAUUUAUUUUAUUAGUCUAUUGAUAGUUCACAGAUAGCGGGUAGGAAUUUGUUAGCACGUUUUAUUGAGAACCCGUCGCCACGACAAAAUAGAUUUGUAGAUUUGCAUUUAAAAAUCAUUUAAAUCACUUAAAUUCCAAGAACCUUAGUUAUUGUAAAAGAACUGAAAAUAUAUAAUACAUAUUUUAUUUGUGCGUUCCUUGGAAAUGCCCUCGGACGCUUCUAUGAACUUGUAGAAUCGAGUUUGUAUGGCAUUCCAAACUAAGAAGGCUCGGAAGAAAAAUAUUUUUGUAGCCAAUAUUUAUUCUCUAGACUAACGAUAGAGUCGAGAAGACGUAGAGAUGAGAUUUUUUUUUAUUGUAGAGGAAUUUCCUACUUGGCUGUACAUACGAAUAAAUUUUCUACCAUUUCAGAUAGGUGCCUUAGCUAGGGCCAUAUGAUAUUAGAUUGUUUUAAGAUAUAAAAAUGGAACGGUAUACAAUAAAGUUAUUUUGCACAAAUGAGAAAA
Molecule: messenger RNA, 7069 nt
Organism: Nematostella vectensis (starlet sea anemone)
Lineage: Eukaryota; Metazoa; Cnidaria; Anthozoa; Actiniaria; Edwardsiidae
Product: muscle calcium channel subunit alpha-1
Exons: 50
Coding region: 168-5879 (1903 amino acids)
Biological process (GO): calcium ion import across plasma membrane
Cellular component (GO): membrane; voltage-gated calcium channel complex
Molecular function (GO): high voltage-gated calcium channel activity
Source: RefSeq, a predicted model, not a curated record